AUGACCAUCACGCUCAAUCGGUUGGAGUCCCAAAUGCAAGGAAAGCUGCCAUCUCAACCUGAGUUGAACCCGAAGAAUGUGAGCGCCAUGACCUUGAGAAGUGGCAAGGAGGUCCAAGGAUCCAACCCGUUGAUUCCUAAGGACAAGGACAAAGAUCGAAUUGAGAAGGAGUUGGAAGAGGAGGACAAAGACAAUAAAAAUUCAAAGGUAGUCCCGGACCCACUCAUUCCAGUUAGAACCAACCCACCUCCCUUCCCAAGCAGAUUGGAGAAACCAAUGAAGCAGGACAAGGAGAAAGAGGUCCUGGAGAUCUUUCGCAAAGUGGAGAUCAAUAUUCCCCUUCUAGAUGCGAUUAAGCAGGUACCCAGAUAUGCAAAAUUUUUGAGGGACUUGUGUGUCAACCGAAAGCGGUUGAAAGGAGAUGAGAGAGUGGUAGUGGGAAAAAAUGUGUCAGCAAUUCUGCAACGAAAGCUUCCGCCGAAAUGCGGGGACCCAGAUAUGUUCACUAUUCCUUGUAGGAUAGGCAAUACCUUGAUUGGAAAGGCUAUGUUGGAUCUAGGAGCCUCAAUUAAUGUGAUGCCCAAGUCCAUAUAUGCUUCUUUGAAUUUAGGUCCUUUAAAAGAGACUGGCAUAAUAAUCCAACUGACUGACCGAACCAAUGCAUACCCUGACGGGUUGAUUGAGGAUGUUUUAGUGAAAAUUAAUGAAUUGGUUUUUCCUGCUGAUUUUUACGUGUUUGACAUGGAUGAUGAACACUCUCACGACCCAUCACCUUUACUAUUAGGUAGACCCUUCUUGAGCACAACUCGAACUAAAAUUGAUCAUCGAGUGCGCACUAGUCAAUAA
This is a messenger RNA of Coffea eugenioides, 846 nucleotides long. RefSeq lists its product as uncharacterized. The coding region runs from base 1 to 846 and encodes 281 amino acids. The transcript has a single exon. NCBI's taxonomy places the organism in Eukaryota, Viridiplantae, Streptophyta, Magnoliopsida, Gentianales, Rubiaceae. The record is from RefSeq and is a predicted model, not a curated record.